Saxophila tyrrhenica is the source of this 3510-nucleotide messenger RNA. RefSeq lists its product as uncharacterized. The coding region runs from base 1 to 3510 and encodes 1169 amino acids. Gene Ontology annotation, molecular function: protein binding. NCBI's taxonomy places the organism in Eukaryota, Fungi, Ascomycota, Dothideomycetes, Mycosphaerellales, Extremaceae. The record is from RefSeq and is a predicted model, not a curated record. The transcript has 3 exons.
AUGGCGGAGCUAGGCAUCGCUGGCUCGGCGGUCGGUGUCGCGUCGCUGGGGAUUAUGGUGUGUCAAGGUUUGCUGAGCUACUAUGAGGACUGGAAGGCCUCCAGCGACGACAUCAAGACCGCUCAUGGCAAGAUUCGAGAUCUGGAAGCAACACUCGAGCUACUUGCAGGUGUCCUGCGAAGUGAUUCCUUGGAGCAUGUGCACCUGAUGCGGAUCGAAGAAUGCCUUAUUGGGUGUUACGACAGCAUGAAGGUCCUCCAAAAGAGACUGCAGAAGCUGUUGACGAAUCAUGAUCCAAAAGGCUUUCGACAGGUGAUCAAAGCUGGACAGCAGCGCCUACUGUACCCCUUCAAGAAGGAUACGCUCGACAAGCUGAACGCCGCUGUUGAUGACUUGGUCCAUCGGCUGUCCCUCGCACUGCAUGUGCUUCAUCUCAAUGUCGACCUCGAAAUACGGGGUGAGGUCCGAGAGGCAGCUGCGCGACUCAAGGCAAUCGAGUCCAGUACCAUCCAUGUGGAGUCGAUAGUCGACCAGACACACAGCUUGACACUUCAGAGUUCAUCUGGGAUACAAAAGCUCAUAGUGUCUCGUCAUUCUGAUGAACUCUGUAGACUGAGAUCCUGGCUAUCAGCACCAGAUGCUUACACCAACCAUCGAGAAGCAAGACGACGCCACGAACCUGGGACUGGUGAAUGGUUUUUGCACUCAAGUGAUUAUCAGCAAUGGCUCUCCGGCGAUGUCAAGAUGCUAUCCCUUGUUGGCAAGGCAGGCGCCUGCAAGACCGUGCUCUGCUCGACCAUCGUGGAGGACUUGUUGCAACGUCGUGACGCUCUAACAACCGCGGUAGCCUUCUUCUACUUCACCUUCUCUGAUCAAAACAAACAAAGUUAUCGCAACAUGCUGCUCGGCAUCAUCCACCAGCUGGCAGAUCACGAGCCUGUCUUUGCUACUCUUCAAGAAACGCAGAAACAGUCGUACGGUCAGCCAGCAACGGAGCUUCUGGAGAAGUGCUUCAACGGCCUGGCUGCUAGAGUACAACGCCUCGUCCUCGUAUCUGACGCCCUGGAUGAGGUUCCUCAUACCAACCGCUCCCGAGAGGAGGUCUUAGGUGGUCUUGGGGACCUUGUGCAGAAAGUGCCAAACUUGUCAAUCCUCACCACCAGUCGUCCGGAGAUUGACAUUCUCGAAGCGCUGGAAGAAUCCUCUGCUCGUGUCAAGCACCUGAAUACCCAAUACAUCGACCAGGACAUCAAAAUUUACGUUGCAAAAGAGCUCGAGAGAAAUAAGACGUUGCGUAAAUUGUCCGCUUCGACCAAACAAGAGAUCCGGGACAAGCUUGGUGAGAAAGCUGAUGGCAUGUUUCGCUGGGCGUACUGCCAGUUGGACGAGCUGUCGAGACUGAAAAGAGUCACUGCGAAAAAUGUCACGACGGUUCUGGAAAACUUACCCAAGACCUUGGACGAGACAUACGAGCGCAUCUUGCUUGGCAUCGACCCGAUGGAUCAAGACGUUGCACUUGCUGCUCUCCGGUGGCUUACGUUCGCGGAAUAUCCUUUGACUCUUCGGGAACUUGAAGAAGCGUGUAUAACAUCGCAUCUCCAGGACCCGUAUCUUGACGAGGGCGAUCGCGCCGAGUCUGGUAGCAUCGCUCACAUCUUAGCUGCCCUUGUUACUGACUACAAGCUCACGUCCGAUUGCGACGAUGUGCACGAAGUAGAUAGAACUUCGAACACGGAGUCAGAAUCACCGAGCGCUGGAAGCAUAGCCAGUACAGACGCCCAUGCCAAUGAAUCUCAGCGAUCAUCUAGGGCCUCACUAUCCUCUUCGUCGCGCCACAUAUUACGGCUUGCUCACUUCUCGAUCAAAGAAUAUCUGGUGGGCGAACGUAUCUCUACAGGCAGAGCAGCUCGAUAUGCGCUCUGCCAUGUGAAUCCACAGCGUCACCUUGCACAGGAUUGCAUUGCUUAUCUGUAUCAUUACUAUGAUCAUCGGAAUCGACAAAGCAAGGAGACCGAUGAGAUUGCGUUUCCGCUAUUAGAGUAUGCCGUUGAGUGUUGGACACAUCACCAGCGUGCUGCCGAAUCCGCGCCCACUUUAGACUGGAAGGAUGGUCUGGAGAUUUCGUUGCUGGAGGCAACGACACUACGAAGAAUCUGGAUACCUGUAACUAUGAGAUACUCUCGCGGCCCUUCUUCAGAUCGUACUGGACCUGCAUCCAAAUGCCCGUUGCAUUUGGCAUGUUACCUGGGACUCCGUCGCACAGCAGAGUCGUUAAUCAGAAAAGGAUUCAACGUAAAUGAAGAGGUGAAUUUUGACGACGUCGGCUUGUUUGUUGCCGAAGGGGCCUCACCGCUUUCUAUCGCUUGCGAAUCCCGGGAAACUGAGAUUGUGCAGUUGCUGUUGGCCUCCGGUGCCGAUUGUGCUUCGACUCAAGGCACUGAGGCUUUACGUCUUGGAAUUGAGCAAGGUUCUGAGCCCAUUGUCAGAAUGGCGUUGCAACGCGGAGCGAACGCCAAUGCCAUUGUACAAGACACUCCUGUUCUGCUGACUGCAAGUAUGUUGGGCUGUAACAUAGCCAUUACCAAAAUGCUCCUCGACCAUAGAGCAGAUCCCAACCUCGAGGACUGCCGGGGAGAACAACCACUCAUGGCCGCGGCGGGAUGUCGCGACCCCGAGACACUACAAUUGCUGCUCACAUAUGGCGCAGACCCAAACUGUAUCGAUCGUACCGGAAGAACCGCGCUUGUUCAUGCAUCGGACAACAUGAUGAGUCUUCUUGAGCACGGGGCCAAUCCGACCGCGAAGUACGGAGGCGACCACACACCCGGAUCUGCCAUUCGUUCAGCGUGCCGAGAAGGCGGUCCUGAGAGCGUUGAGAUGGCCAGAAUUCUUCUGGACCAUGGUGCUGAUCCAAACCUGAAAGUACGUUGGACUGAAUUCAAUCGCGCAGCAUUUUACGGCCGGGUCGACAUCUGCCAGCUGCUCCUCUUGGAAGGUGCCACCAUUCAGGCGCUGGAGGGGCCAUACAUCAGUCCUUUGCAUGUAGCAAUCCUCAGCAGGCAACAUGACGUUGCAGAAGUACUGAUCAAAUAUGGUGCUGAUCUCAACGAUGAAAUCCUUGGGAGUGGCAGUCCUCUGCAGCACGCUGCACGGUAUGGUGACGUGGACGGUGUCAAACUAUUGCUCCUCCAUAGAGCCGAUCCAACGAUCGUGGGCGCUGUUGAUCCUCACUAUCUUUAUGCGCAAGAGACUGCGACCAUACCCGACUCUCCGGAUCAUGACGCAUUACACGUUGCUAUGCAGGAGCUGGAAUCAUGGGGCGACUUCUCUCCUCUUGGCCUUGCGCAAUUUCAGGGGCACCAGGAGAUCAUAUGUCUGCUCGAGGAUGCUUUAAAGGGACCAGCAGAUCAGCUGCCAGGAGCCGAGAAGGAGCUCUCUCGAGCUGCGAGAAGCAUGGCCGGGGCAGCAUGUCCGCAGCCAGGGAUACCUGACGACACGAAUGCAUGUUGA